Molecule: messenger RNA, 2175 nt
Organism: Macadamia integrifolia
Lineage: Eukaryota; Viridiplantae; Streptophyta; Magnoliopsida; Proteales; Proteaceae
Exons: 4
Coding region: 335-1939 (534 amino acids)
Source: RefSeq, a predicted model, not a curated record
GUCAACUUGGCUGAAAAAUGGUGGUAAGCAUUGUUACCUAGGCCAUCGUAGGUUCAUCGACAAGAAUCAUAAAUAUCGAAGAUAUAAGAGAUGGUUUAAUGGUCAGGUAGAGCUUAGGGAAGCACCUCAGCCUCCUACAGGUACUGAUGUGUUAGCACAAUUGGAAAAUGUUGUGUUUCCUGCAUUUGGAAAGGGUUCAACUAAGGAGAAAAAUGCAACCAAAAGGAAGAGAGUUGGAGGUCCACCACAACUACCACUUAAUUGGAAGAAGAAAAGUAUUUUUUUUGAGUUGUCUUAUUGGAAAGAUAAUCUACUACGCCACAAUCUAGAUGUAAUGCAUAUAGAAAAGAAUGUGUGCGAAAGCAUUUAUCAUACAUUAUUGGAUAUGAAAGACAAAUCAAAGGAUAACAUCAAAGCCCGUCUAGAUUUGGUGGAAAUGAACAUUAGGCCAUCUUUACAUCCACAAAGGAUUGAGGGCAGCAACAAAAUCAUUCUACCUCCCGCAAGCCAUACAAUGUCUAAGAAAGAGAAAGAAUUGUUUUGCAAAGCUUUGGAGGGGUUGAAGUUCCCUGAAAGUUAUGCGGGAAAUAUAUCACGAUGUGUGAAUGUGAAUAAGAGGAAUAUUUCUGGAUUGAAAAGCCAUGAUUGCCAUGUUUUGAUGCAACAACUCCUUCCUUUGGCACUACGAGUACACCCAACCAAGAAUGUUCAGUUAGUGUUGCUUUCAUUGAGUUCGUUUUUUCGUGGGUUAUGUUCUAAAGUUGGUACAUCAGAAGAUUUUAACAAACUUGAAGAACGUAUUGCAGAAACACUAUGCCAUCUUGAGAGAAUCUUCCCACCUGCAUUCUUUGAUAUUAUGGUUCAUUUACUAAUUCACUUACCACGAGAGGCAGUGUUAGGUGGACCCGUACAGUACAGAUGGAUGUAUCCUUUCGAAAGGUUCAACAAGACUCUAAAGGACUAUAAGCGUAAUCAAAGUAAAAUAGAAGGGUCUAUUUCGGAAGGAUAUCUUGAUGAUGAAUGCCUCACAUUUUGUUCUAGUCACUUCGAAGGUAUUGAGACUAGGUGGACCCGCCCCAUAAGGAAUAUUGGUAGUGGGGAACAUCAAAUGGACAAGCAUUGGAUAUUCUCAUGCAUCGGUAGACCAUUGGGGCGUCCUAAGAUGAUACGAUUAGAGCCAAAGGAGAUAAGCCAAGCACAUCGAUAUGUGCUUCUCCAUUACGAUGCCAUCGAUACAUAUCGAGAACGUCACAAGGAAGAGCUUAUGAGGAGUUUAGGCAAUAGAAGUAGUCCCUACAGGGACAAGGUGCAUGCAGAAAAAUUUCCGGAGUGGUUCAGAUGUCAAGUGGACAUGCAACGCCAAAGCGGAGAAGUGGUUCCAGACAUUAUUAAAUGGUUGGCUAAUGGACCCUUUUCGGAUGCAAAAAAAUACACAGGUUAUAUAUAUAACGGCAUAAGGUAUCACGUAAAGGAUCGCGAAACCAAACGGCGAACGCAAAAUAGUGGGGUGUUAGUAACGGCAGAAAUUGAACUCUACUAUGGUGUGUUGAAGGAAGUAGUUGAGUUAGAGUAUUGCGGGGAUCUUAGAACAAUUUUAUUUCGAGUUGAUUGGGCAAAUACACAGAAUGGGGUGCUUAAAGAAGACAUCGGAUUUAGACGUGUGAACUUCAGUCAUUUGAUGCAUUCCGGUGAAAAUAUGCUUGAUGACCCUUUUGUCUUUCCAAGACAAACAGAGCAAGUGUUUUAUGUGUCAGACCCUUUAAAUGAGGGUUGGUGUCUUGUUGUAAAAGCUGACUUACGUGAUACAUUUGAUAUCAAUGGUGAUCUGACAGAGGAACAUCACCAACCUAUACAAAUGGGAGAAAGGGAUGAUGAUGAUGCUGAUCUUAACAUGACAAGAACUGACUUGGAUGGAAUAGUAGUUGACACCCCUAUUUGAACGGAAGUUUCCUUUUUCUUGCCUACAUUCUCUCUCCAUAAGUUUAUCAUGUCUUCUUAUGGUUUGACUGGUCAACAAUGGUUUUGAUUGAAGUAUAAGUCUUCCAGAAGGUUUUUUUUUUUUUUAAGUUUUCUGUUGUCCUUUAUUAUUUUCCUUACUGAACAAGUUAGUAUCUUUUAGUAUCUUUUAUUUUUAUUCUAUGUGUCUAGGUUGUAAUCUAUACUAGUUUAACAAGA